AUGGUGGAGUUCCCAUCCCUCAGCCCUUACUGGCCGCUUCUUCGCUUCCUGGUGCCUCUGGCGAUAACCAAUGUUGCCAUCGACAUCGGCGAGCAGGCGCUCAACAGGGGCAUCGCCACCGUCAAAGAGGACGCGGUGGAGAUGCUGGCCAGCUACGGCCUGGCCUAUUCGCUCAUGAAGUUCUUCACAGGCCCCAUGAGCGACUUCAAGAACGUGGGCCUCGUGUUUGUCAACAGCAAGCGCGACCGCCGGAAGGCCGUCUUGUGCAUGGCGGCGGCGGGCGUCAUCGCCUUCGCGCUGCACAUCUUGAUAGCCUACACGGACUUGGGCUACUACAUCAUUAACAAGCUCCACCAUGUGGACGAGUCGGUGGGUCACAAAACCUGCAAGGCCUUCCUCUACUUGGCCGCUUUCCCUCUAUUGGACGCCAUGGCGUGGAUUCACGCCGGGAUCCUCCUCAAGCACAAGUACAGCGUCAUCGUGGGCUCCGCUUCCAUCUCAGACGUAGUGGCUCAGAUUAUAUUCGUAGCCAUCCUGCUGCACAGCAACCUGGAGUGCGUGGAGCCCCUCCUUAUCCCUAUCCUCUCCCUGUACAUGGGCGCCCUUGUCCGAUUCAGCAUCGUCGGCUUGGGCUACUACUGCAACAUCCAUGACACCAUCCCGGAUUCUAGCGGAUUGGAUGUCGGGGGUGAUGCCACUAUUAAGAAGAUGCUGAGUUUCUGGUGGCCGUUGGCGCUCAUCCUCGCAACGCAGCGCAUCAGUCGGCCAAUUGUUAACCUGUUUGUGUCAAGAGAUCUCAAGGGGACCACUGAGGCGACAGAGGCGGUCGCUGUGCUCACGGCGACGUAUCCGGUGGGCCACAUGCCGUAUGGUUGGUUAACAGAACUGAGAGCCGUGUAUCCCGCUUUUGAUAAGAACAACCCAAGCAACAAGCUGAACGCUGGCACCCCCGUCACCAAGUCGCAUAUUAAAAAGUUUACAUUCUGCUGUCUGGCAUUGUCGCUCACGCUUUGCUUUGUAGUUUUCUGGAGCCCUCAUGUCUCCGAGAAGAUCCUAGUGGACAUCAUCGGCGUGGAUUAUCCUUUCGCUAUGCUUUGUGUGGUGCCCCUUCGCAUUUUUUCUUUCUUCCCGCUUCCAGUGACAGUUCGAGCCCACCUGACCGGCUGGCUGAUGACGCUGAAGAAGACGUUCGUGUUGGCCCCCAGUUCGGUGCUGCGCAUCAUCGUCCUCAUCACUAGUCUGGUGGUGCUGCCUUACAUGGGGGUUCACGGGGCCACGCUGGGGGUGGGCUCCCUCCUGGCCGGCUUCAUCGGUGAGUCCACAAUGGUUGCCAUAGCAGCCUGCUAUGUUUACCGACAACAGCGUCACAACGAGCUUUCCAAUGAGCUAGUCGUGGAAGGCGAGGACUCCGCCCCCAUGAGCGAAGUGUGCUCACGCUCGCCCACGGACGCCAUCGAAGAGCUUCGUGACGACGAGGAAGCACGCGAGUGA
Nerophis lumbriciformis (worm pipefish) is the source of this 1491-nucleotide messenger RNA. The record is from RefSeq and is a predicted model, not a curated record. Lineage: Eukaryota; Metazoa; Chordata; Actinopteri; Syngnathiformes; Syngnathidae.